AUGUCUAUUUCUCUCUCUGGGAAUAACAAUAAUCAGGGACUAUCUCUCUCUCUCUCUCUGGGUUACUAUCUCUUUCUCUCUCUCUCUGUGUUGUACUCUAAUCCGGGACUAUCUCUUUCUUUUUCUCUCUCUCUGUGUUGUACUCUAAUCCGUGACUAUCUCUUUCUUUCUCUCUCUCUGUGUUGUACUCUAAUCCGUGACUAUCUCUUUCUUUCUUCUUUCUUCUCUCUCUCUCUGUGUUGUACUCUAAUCCGGGACUAUCUCUUUCUUUCUCUCUCUCUCUAUGCUAAUCCAGGAGUUAUCUCUCUCUCUCUCUCUCUGGGUUGUACUCUAAAGUGGGACUAUCUCUCUCUGGGACUCUCUAAUCUCUCUCUCUGGGUUGGACUAUCUCUCUCUCUCUCUGUGUUGUACUCUAAUCAGGGACUAUCUCUCUCUCUCUCUCUCUCUGGGUUGUACUCUAAUCAGGGACUCUCUGUAUUCAAGCUGGGUUGUUGUUUUUAG
Molecule: messenger RNA, 501 nt
Organism: Acanthosepion pharaonis
Lineage: Eukaryota; Metazoa; Mollusca; Cephalopoda; Sepiida; Sepiidae
Source: the annotation of a GenBank genome assembly